This is a messenger RNA of Durusdinium trenchii, 1665 nucleotides long. NCBI's taxonomy places the organism in Eukaryota, Dinophyceae, Suessiales, Symbiodiniaceae. The record is from the annotation of a GenBank genome assembly.
GAAAACUUUGUGUAGAUGAACGGAUAUGGGGAUUUCUGACGAGUGAGGUGCUGUUGUAGCACUCCUUCCACUUGAGUCGGUGGUGAAAUUUCUGCCCAUUUUGGUGAGAGGAAGGGACUGAUCACUUACAAGUCCAACUUUUCCAACCCCGCCCUCCAGAGCCUGAUUUGCUUGAAGCAAUUGAAUGUGUUCAUAUCUGUGAAGUGUCCUUCCAAAGAUCAUGACCACUUGCCCCAAACCUGGUCAGAUUCCGAUCCACCCGCCGCUCUUCGUUCCGCUGCUCUCGGUGUCCAGAACGGGGAACUCCGGCGACGGACCGCCCCGCGCGCCGGGUCGCGCGACCGCGGCCGGGCGCGAUGGGGUGCAGCAGCUCCUCCGCGACGAUCCCGGAGGCGAACGUGCAGAAGCAGCGGCGGCGGCUGAGUGUGGGGAAUGUGGACACGUCGGAGGUCCAUGAGGCCGACGAGCGCGCCACACAGGAAGACCGGGGGCUCAUCGCUCAAUUCAACCAAAAGAACCUUUUGGAUAUGAUCCAAAGAGAUGGGCAGCAAAAAGGUCGGCGGAACUCAGCCAUUUGCAGUUCCACCGAUCAGAACCCCACCUCCUUCGCCAACAAAACCAUGCAGCAAUACGGCGACGAACUCCAAGCCGCGCAGCAUGGCCUCGGCUACACCUGCCGGAAAGGCUUGAAGCCGGAAAGUCCGAACCAAGACUCUUGGUGCAUGCUGAAGACCGAAGACUUUUCCAUCUACGGGGUCUUUGAUGGACAUGGCCAGAAGGGUCACGAUGUGUCGAACUUCGUCAAGGACGUGCUGCCGAAGCUCAUCGUCUCAGACCCACGGGCUGCCAGCAGUGACCAGUGGUCCGCCAUUUUGACGGACUGCUUCCGGAAGACCCAGAGUAUGGUGAACACCUCUGACAAGAUGAAGCAGUUGAAUGCGCAGAUGUCAGGCACCACGGCUACCCUAGCAGUCCACGACCACCGCAGCGAUCAGAUCACUGUGGGCCACGUGGCGGAUAGCACCGCGGUGCUGGGCACGAAAAACAGCAGCAGUUGGGAAGGAGUGGCCUUGACCCGCGAUCAUAAGCCCAACUUGAAGGAUGAGAAAGCUCGCAUCGAGAAGGCGGGUGGCCGCGUGGUGUUUGACGGCUACGCGAACCACCGUGUCUAUGCGAAGAAUGCGCGCUACCCCGGCCUCAACAUGUCUCGCUGCAUAGGAGACCUCCUUGGGCACCAAGAUUGUGGCAUCAGCUGCGAGCCGGAGAUUGCCACAGUGGAACCCAGCAACAAGGAUAGGAUCCUCUUCAUUUGCAGUGAUGGUGUUUGGGAAUUCAUCACUCCACAGGAGGCGGUGACCUUGAUCCACCACUAUGGCUCCUCUGACGCUCAGAAGGCGGCAGACUUCUUGGCCAAGGAAGCCUGGGAUCGUUGGAUCCGAGAGGAAGGUGGUGCUGUGGUGGAUGACAUCACGGUGAUUUUGGUCUACUUGAAGCCGGUGGGGAAUUGAUUGCCUUGAAGGCCCCGUGCCCGGUGUUGGCAUCGCGCAGCCAGUCCGGCGCUGGUGUCAUGUUCCAUGUGCGGGAUGUGACGGAGAUGAAUAGUCAAGUUCCCUCUAAACCUCUUCUUGACGCAGAGAACCAUAUAUAUAUAUAUAUAUAUAUACU